This is a messenger RNA of Zootoca vivipara (common lizard), 2963 nucleotides long. RefSeq names its product WBP2 N-terminal like (gene WBP2NL). Gene Ontology annotation, biological process: positive regulation of DNA-templated transcription. Lineage: Eukaryota; Metazoa; Chordata; Lepidosauria; Squamata; Lacertidae. Gene Ontology annotation, cellular component: nucleus. Gene Ontology annotation, molecular function: chromatin DNA binding; transcription coactivator activity. The record is from RefSeq and is a predicted model, not a curated record.
GUCACGGCCGCGGCGAGGCCACUCGAGCGGCGCUUCGUAUAAGGGACGAGGGAGGAGGGCCGUCUCGGUCGGCGGCGCUAUUGGCCGGGAAGAUGGCGGUGAACAGGCACCACGCGCCGGGCGGAGGGGUGAUCCCGCCCAACGGGGAGAGCAUUCUCAAGCACUGUAAAGAUGUGGAGCUGACCUUCUCUGAUGUGACUGGCAAACCAGAGAUCUUCAAAGGCACCAAGAAAGGAAUGGUGUUUCUCACUCCUUACAGGGUUAUUUUUGUGUCCAAGGGUAAUGACCCAAUGAUGUCCUUCAUGAUGCCCUUCUACAAGGUGAAAGGAUGCUCCAUUGAACAGCCCGUAUUUUCCGCCAAUUAUAUCAAAGGAGUGAUAGAAGCAGAACCUGGAGGUGGCUGGGAAGGACAGGCUUCAUUUAAGAUGAGCUUCUUCAGUGGAGGUGCCAUAGAGUUUGGGCAACUGAUGUUCAAACUUGCUAGUGAUGCUUCUAGGGGAGUACCUGCUCAGAGUUUUGGCUAUGGCUAUGCUGUUCCUGGGGGCUAUGCCCCUCCGCCUUUUGCAGGAGGAUAUGCACCUGCACCAGGGGCCUAUGCUGCACCACCACCGGGACCCUAUGGUUAUAUGCCUGCACAAAUGAAUGGAUAUGGACCAGUUGCACAACCUAUGGGAUAUACAUAUGCUCCUCCUCCAGGCAUGUAUCCAGCACCUCCUGGGAUGAACUCCAUGUACAUGGCUCCUCCUCCUCCAUAUCCCGGCCCUUCUGCAGGACCUUCAGCCCCAUCUCAGGCAGUACCUUCAGCUCCUAGAACUUGGACAGAGCCAGGAACGCCAGGUGGCAACAAAGCAACAGAGGCAACUUCCAGUGCAUAUUAUAACCCGGCUAAUCCUCACAAUGUCUACAUGCCUAUGGAUCAACCACCUCCUUAUUCACCACCUGAGGAGAAGAAGAACAACUGAGAAGAGCCCAGGGGCUGUCCUCCCAUGUUUUUGUCCUAGAAGAUUUUGCCAUUGCCGCCGCCUCCUCUUGGUUCUGUAUACUCUAGGUCAUCCUGUGUCACUAACCUGCACGAUGUUGGGUGACUCUUCAACACCCGCUGUUCUUGAAACUUUCCUCAUGGCAAUACAAAAGAGCAGCGACAGUAUUGCUUUCCUGAGUACUUGCUUUUCUCUCCUGAGACCAGAAUAGAACAGCCAUGACUAUUUUAGCCCUUGGUUUGAAGGGAGAGGUGAAAUAUGCAUAAUGCAAAUGAAGCCACAUAAGUAGGAACAAAAUACUGAAGCUCUCUAUAUGGAACAAAAACACUUGUACACACAGAUAGGAGUAUGACAGGAGUAUUCUGCUUCCAUGCAUCUCUGCUUGUGAGCAUCAGUGUGGCAUGUUACAACUGCAUUAACUCCAUGCAUUUAAAAAAAAAAAAAUCUCCAUGCAGGUUAAUGCAUGAGAGGGAAUUCUAUAAAUAUGUGGAGGCUUAUCUUAUUUUCUAGGAAAGUAGCAGAGAGGAAAUCUCCAGUGAUGUAUAAAAAGAUGGCCUGGGGAAGCAACCAAAGGGCUAACCAGUAGCUGUCUUUUUGAAUAUGUUGGUGCAUCUCCAGCUUAUCAUGAUGAAACUACAUCUGGCUCUGAAACAAACAUGUUCUCUACACUUUUGCAACCUAUCCCUUGCAAGAGGAUGCCUGGGGAAAACUUACAAUCAUGUGAAAUAACAUGUACAGUCAUACCUUGGGUUACAGACGCUUCAGGUUGCGUCCCACGCCAGACCUGAAAGUACCGGAACAGGUUACUUCCAGGUUUCGGCGCUUGCACAUGCGCGGAAACACUAAAUUGUGCAUGCGCAGAAACGCAGAACCAUGUGUGCACAGACGCAGCACUGCAGGUUGCAAACGUGCCUCCCGCACGGAUCAUGUUCGCAACCCGAGCAUCCACUGUAAUAGGUUUCUCUUCUGCUGUUGGACCAGUGUAUCUAAAAGUGUAUCCUGUCUUUUGGUAUAGGGGAUAUUGAGAAGAUCUCAAAUUCAAGAGAGGCCAGACUAUCUGUCUGAUCAUCUAAUUCCUAGUGCAGCUGAGAAACCUGGAAAGGAUCAAUUUAUCUGAACUGGAACCAAAGAUGUGGCUUUAUGAAAUUAGUCGUUUGGAGUUGAGGGGUGAAGCUAAGCAAAAAGUAUAGGGUACAGAAAUAAGAGCAACCCACCCAUGUCAAGCAUUCUGGAAACACAACCCAAGCAGAAUGUCUUGGUCUCCUGGAAACCAGCCAAAUCCGGGUCCAGAAUGUCUUGGUACCCAGUAGCAGCAAAUGCAGCAGAGUCUAUUUAAUAGGAGAGUACUUUAUAGAAAAGAGCUAUUAUUCUAGCAAACUCCUGAGAUAGUGAAGCCAUUUCUCCUUGCUCAGCCAGCUGAGCUAGGCACUAAUGUAACUAGAAAGGGCUAAAUGGUGAAUGAUCUGGGUGAGAGGAAGUAUUGAAACUCACUUUAAAAUAAAGGCAUGUCAGACUUGCUUUUGAACAAAGUUGGAAGAGAUGGCAAAUGAAUUAGGAAGGGCUAAAAGGAUGUUUGCCAGCAAGCAGCGCACAUUAUUGUGGUUGCUUACAUAAGCUGUCGCUGGUUUAACUUUUAUUUUUCACAUGAUAAUCCCCCCUCUAUCUGUUCCAAAGAGAACUCUUCCUCCACAUAUAAUGGAAAAUAUAACUUAAGUAAAGCCUAUUCUCUUAGGAUAUCUUUUCCUCUCCUCUAAAGGGGCUCUAUUUUGCAAGAACCAUUCAGACUAGUUUGUAUUCAUGGAUCCCUUUGUGACCAUCUUCCCUUUAGUAACUGAGAAUAUUACUCAGUAUAGCAGGCAUAGGGUGAAAUUUUUUAAUAACUAUUUUAUUCUAAAUCCAAGAAGCUUAACCACUUUCCAUAACUUAAUAGUUUCCUCUGUAAUAUUUUUGGAUUGCACUUUAAUACAGAAGUAUUGAAAUCUU